This is a messenger RNA of Didymella exigua CBS 183.55, 1960 nucleotides long. RefSeq lists its product as uncharacterized. Gene Ontology annotation, biological process: retrograde protein transport, ER to cytosol; endoplasmic reticulum unfolded protein response. Bases 46 to 1698 code for a protein of 550 amino acids. The record is from RefSeq and is a predicted model, not a curated record. Lineage: Eukaryota; Fungi; Ascomycota; Dothideomycetes; Pleosporales; Didymellaceae. The transcript has 3 exons. Gene Ontology annotation, cellular component: endoplasmic reticulum lumen.
CUCGAACUUGAUUCCACCUUGAGCGUGUACCUGCGUGAAUCCGCGAUGAGGAACUUCUGGGCAUUACCAGCAGUGUUGCGCCUUGUGCUCGCUCACCAACACGCCUUUAGCGUUUUCGACGAUCUACUUGCAUUUCCACAGUACGAAGUCGCAUGGCCAGACACGUUCAUAUUAGAAGACGACGCGACCGCACUUCUCAACCAGCAGGUCCCCACGCCGCCCGCCAGCGCCCUCGCAGGCACGCCAAGUUCACAGCAAACACAGGAGCUCUCCAAGCACGAGCACCCCUUCGCAGAUGCGCCUGCUGCCGACGAUGCACUACCGGUCACAUACGAGGCUGUGGUCCUGCAGGGUCAGCGAUAUAUAUGCAGUAUUCCCACGAUACCGGACGAUGUGCCGCAGAAUAACACGACAAGCGCUGAGGAGGCAAAGGCCGAGGAGGAAAAGGAGCUUGUGCGCGCAACAGACCGCGGGUGGGAGCUACUGCAGGGCAUGCGCGGCAGCUGCAUCUACUAUCUGAGUGGAUGGUGGAGCUACAGCUUCUGCUAUAACAAUGAAGUCAAGCAGUUCCACCAGCUGCCUCCAAGCCGCGGCGUUCCCAUCUACCCGCCCGUCGAGGACACGACCGUCCACAGCUUCGUGCUCGGCCGUUUCUCCAACAAAGAUGAGAAGAAGAAAAAGGACGCGACACGCAAGACGCUGGGCAAUGAGGCAGGCAGCAAGGAGACCAUUGACGACGAGGGCAAUGCGCCCGAUGAGGAGGAGAAGGCGCUGGAGAUCCCGCGUCUGGAAUCGAAGGGUUCGAGCAGAUACAUGGUGCAGCGCCUGACAGAUGGGACAGAGUGCGAUCUGACAGGCAAGCCGCGCAAGAUUGAUGUGCAGUUCCACUGCAACCCACAGACCGCCGACAGAAUUGCCAUGAUCAAGGAGACCAGCACUUGCUCCUACCUCAUGGUCAUUGACACACCUCGUCUCUGCCACGACGUCGCGUUUCUGCCUCCACAAAAGAAUCUCGCGCACCCUAUCACCUGCCAGUCUGUCAUCCCUGCAGCAGACGCCGAGGAGUGGGAGGCCGCUGCUCUAGAAGCUAAGGUUCGCGAAACAGAGCGUCUUCUCGCUUUCGCCGAGUCUGGAGACAACGCGAACACAAACCCGCUUCGCGACAUCGCCGACAGCCUUGAGGGCUCAACAAAGCGCGGCCCUAUCAUCGGCGAUAUUGAAGUAGGCGCACAGGCCCUCGUGGGCAGCGAAGGCAAAGUCAUCGAAAAGAGUGUCGUAGUUGGCGGCGGCAAGGAGACUUUCGUUGGCACUGUGGCAGCCAGCGACGGCACGCAGAUGUCCAAGGAAGAGAUGAAGAGGUUGAACAUUCCAGAUCCUAAAGAUGUUGAGAAGCUGAAGAGCAAUCUGCGCAAGCUGGCUGGCAAGAAGGGCUGGAAGCUCGAUCUUGUCGACACACCCAGAGGCAGAGAAUUCAGAGGUAUCAUUGAGGCCGAGGACCAGGAUGAAGAGACACCCAAGGGCAAUGAAGCCGAAAAAGUGGACAAAGGGGGGGAAGCAGCAAAGAAAGAGAAGGCAGAGAAAAGUGUUGGAAAGGGCAUGGGUGCUGGCAAGCAAGAGCAGGCUGUCGUGGAUCCAGUGCCGGAUGAAGAGGAGGAGUUCCAAGAGGGAAGUAAAGAAGUCUACAAAGAUGAGUUGUAGACACGGUAUUAAGACUUUCAGUUUCAUUGAAUGGUAUAACAGCCUACUGAGCAUUUCUCCGCGUGCUAAUACCCCCUGUCGCGGUCGACUUCAUUGACCAGCUUGCCUCCUCCUCGGUCCCGUCUGAUGUUCUCAGCAAGUACCUGGAACGCUCGCUCCGCAUACGCGUCACUAGAGCCACUGAUAUGCGGUGUGAUCAAGACAUUAGGCGCAGUCCACAAAGGAUCGUCCUUGGGAAGUGGUUCUGGGUCAGUCACAUCCA